This is a messenger RNA of Colletotrichum destructivum, 1581 nucleotides long. RefSeq names its product Putative endonuclease/exonuclease/phosphatase, immunoglobulin-like protein. The record is from RefSeq and is a predicted model, not a curated record. NCBI's taxonomy places the organism in Eukaryota, Fungi, Ascomycota, Sordariomycetes, Glomerellales, Glomerellaceae. The transcript has a single exon. Gene Ontology annotation, molecular function: catalytic activity. The coding region runs from base 1 to 1581 and encodes 526 amino acids.
AUGCGUCUACGGAGAGCAACACCACCGCUUCUGCCGGGCAUCUUGGCCCUGCUUACAACAACAACAUUCACAUCAGCAUCACCCGCCCUCGCUGCCGUUGCCCGCCAAACAACCACCGCCGCCCUCCCCGGCACCCUCACCUUCUUCCCAAACAAACCCCCGUUGACCUUCCACUACUCCACACCAGACGCAAACGACACGAAUUGGGUGGGCAUCUACCACGCAUCCGGCGGCGGGCCGGAAAACGAGACUUUCGUCGCAGAGUCCCUCGACUGGGCCUAUGCCCCGGCGUCCGAGGGAGAGGUCCGGCUCUCCGCCACGGGAUUGCAGCCGGGCGCCUACAGGGCCUUCUUCCUCGGGCGGGACGCGUACUCGUGGCUCGCUGCGCCCGUGAACGUCACCGUCCCCCACGCCGAAGGCCCCGUCGCCUUUAUCGUCAGCGAGAUUACGGCUCGGAACGCGCGUGUAGGGGACGCAUACGAGGCUAGCGUCGCCGGUCUACGGUCCCGCGGGGGCAACUCGACGGUCGUUUACGAAAAAGUCAGCGGCGAUGCCUGGGUGAAGGUCUCGGCGGACGGCGUCCUCUCCGGCAUCCCGGACGCUCACGCGCCGGCCCAGACAACCGUCACGGUCGGGGUGACAGCCUCGGCGGACGGGUCAUCUGCCCAUCUACGCGUCACCAUCCCGACGAGACUUGCCGGCGCACCGCUCGUCGACGAGCUCGCCGUCAUGUCCUACAACCUCUGGCACGGCGGCACACGGAUCGCCGGCUACCACGAGAAGCAGGUCCGCUUCCUCGCCUCGAGCGGCGCCGACGUCGUCGGAUUCCAGGAGAGCACCGGCGGCCACGCGACGCGUCUCGGCGACGCGAUGGGCUGGUUCUCCUGGCAGGGCGAGGGUGUCGGCGUCGUCAGCAAGUAUCCCAUCUCCGAGGCAGCGCCGCACGAGUCCUGGGCCGGCCGCGUCCGGAUCACGCCGGGCAGUGACGACGACGACGGGGGAGGCGGACGGAGCCGGGCCGUGAACCUCUGGAACGUCCAUCUCGGACACAGCCCCUACGGGCCGUACGACUUCUGCUUCGACGACAUGGCCGUGGACGAGGUCCUCGCGCGCGAGGCAGCGUCCGGGCGGACGCCGCAGGUCGUCUCCGUCGUCGCGGCCAUGCGGGCCGAUCUCGAGGCCGCCGACGACGUGCCGGUGGUGCUCGUCGGCGACUUCAACGCGCCGUCGCACCUCGACUGGACCGACGCCGCGAGGGACGCGCACUGCGGCCGUGCGGACGUGCCGUGGCCGACGUCCGUCGAGCCCGCGGCGGCCGGGCUUGUCGACUCGUACCGCGUGGUGCACCCGGACCCCGUGGAGGACCCUGGGGUUACGUGGUCCCCCAUCUUUCUCGACAACGAGGGGCGGCCGGAGCCGAUGGACCGGAUCGAUUUCGUGUAUUUCCGGAGCAGGCGGCUGGAGGUCGUAUCGUCGAGGAGUCUUGUUGUAGGGGAGCCGAGGCCGCAGCCGGACCACGGGGAGAACGAGUGGACGUCGGACCAUGCUGCUGUGCUGAGUGUCUUUAGCUUUAGGGAUUAA